This is a messenger RNA of Rhea pennata, 963 nucleotides long. It is a transcript of the gene FOXB1, whose product is annotated as forkhead box B1. The record is from RefSeq and is a predicted model, not a curated record. Gene Ontology annotation, molecular function: DNA-binding transcription factor activity, RNA polymerase II-specific; RNA polymerase II cis-regulatory region sequence-specific DNA binding. Bases 1 to 963 code for a protein of 320 amino acids. The transcript has a single exon. NCBI's taxonomy places the organism in Eukaryota, Metazoa, Chordata, Aves, Rheiformes, Rheidae. Gene Ontology annotation, biological process: cell differentiation; anatomical structure morphogenesis; regulation of transcription by RNA polymerase II.
AUGCCUCGCCCGGGCAGAAACACUUACAGUGACCAGAAGCCUCCCUACUCCUACAUCUCCCUGACCGCCAUGGCGAUCCAGAGCUCCCCGGAGAAGAUGCUGCCCCUGAGCGAGAUCUACAAGUUCAUCAUGGACCGGUUCCCCUACUACCGGGAGAACACGCAGCGCUGGCAGAACUCCCUGCGCCACAACCUCUCCUUCAACGACUGCUUCAUCAAGAUCCCGCGGCGCCCCGACCAGCCGGGCAAGGGCAGCUUCUGGGCGCUGCACCCCAGCUGCGGGGACAUGUUCGAGAAUGGCAGCUUCCUGCGCCGCCGCAAGCGCUUCAAAGUGCUCAAGUCCGAGCACCUGGCCCCCAGCAAGCCGGCCGACGCGGCGCAGUACCUGCAGCAGCAGGCCAAGCUGCGCCUCAGUGCCCUGGCCGCCACGGGCACCCACCUGCCCCAGAUGUCCACGUACAACCUCGGCGUGUCGCAGCCCUCCAGCUUUAAGCACCCCUUCGCCAUCGAGAACAUCAUCGCCAGAGAAUACAAGAUGCCCGGGGGACUUGCCUUUUCCACCAUGCAGCCCAUGCCGGCCGCCUACCCCCUCCCCAACCAGUUGACUACGGUGGGCAGCUCCAUUGGCACCGGCUGGCCCCACAUGUACAGCUCCGGCAUGAUCGACACCGCCACCCCCAUCUCCAUGGCCAGCAGCGAGUACAGCGCCUACGGCGUGCCCAUCAAGCCGCUCUGCCAUGGGGGGCAGACUUUGCCGGCCAUCCCCGUGCCCAUCAAGCCUACCCCCGCGGCGGUGCCGGCGUUGCCGGCGCUGCCGGCGCCCAUCCCCACCAUUCUCUCGAACUCGCCGCCCUCCCUGAGCCCCACGUCCUCGCAGACCGCCACCAGCCAAAGCAGCCCGGCCACCCCCAGCGAGACGCUCACCAGCCCGGCGCCCGCCCUGCACUCGGUGGCGGUGCACUGA